AUGAACUCACCUUGCGGACCAAGACAGAAGACUACAGGGAAAAAAAGAGCUCACUACUGCUCAGAGUGUAGAAAAAGUUUUACAACACAGGAUCGUCUCAAAACACACCAGUGCAUUCACACUGGAGAGAAACCGUAUCACUGCUCUGAGUGUGGACAGAAUUUUAGAGAAAGUAGUGACCUCUGAAAACACCAGCGCAUUCACACAGGAGAAGAAUUGUGUCCCUGCUCAGAGUGUGGGAGAGUUUCAUGGAAGCUGGUACCCUCAAGAAACACCAGCACAUUCACACAAGAGAAAAACCAUAUUACUGCUCUGAUUGUGGGAAGAGUUUCAUGGCAGGUGGUACCCUCAAGAAACACCAGCGCAUUCACACAGGAGAAAAACCAUAUUACUGCUCUGAUUGUGGGAAGAGUUUCAUGGAAGGUGGUACCCUCAAGAAACACCAGCGCAUUCACACAGGAGAGAAACCAUGUCAUUGUUCAGAGUGUGGGAAGAGAUUUACUACACAGAGUAAUCUUCAAAGACACCAGCGCAUUCACACUGGAGAGAAACCGUAUCACUGUUCAGAGUGUGGGAAGAAAUUUAGUCGACAGAGUCAUCUCCUAUCACACCAGCGCAUUCACACAGGAGAAAAACCGUAUCACUGCUCAGACUGUGGACAGAAUUUUAGAGAAAGUAGUGACCUCCGAAAUCACCAGCGCAUUCACACAGGAGAGAAACUGUGUCACUGCUCAGAGUGUGGGAAGAGAUUUACUACACAGAGUAAUCUUCAAAGACACCAGCGCAUUCACACUGGAGAGAAACCAUAUCACUGUUCAGAGUGUGGGAAGAGUUUCAUGGAAGGUGGUACCCUCAAGAAACACCAGCGCAUUCACACAGGAGAGAAACCGUAUCAAUGUUCAGAGUGUGGGAAGAGAUUUAGUCGACAGAGUAAUCUCCAUGCACACCAGCGCAUUCACACAGGAGAGAAACCGUAUCACUGUUCCGAGUGUGGGAAGAGUUUUACUCAACAGAAUAGUUUCCAAUCACACCAGCGCACUCACACAGGAGAAAAGCCAUAUUACUGCUCAGACUGUGGACAGAAUUUUAGAGAAAGUAGUGACCUCAGGAAACACCAGCGCAUUCACACAGGAGAAAAACCGUGUCACUGCUCAGAGUGUGGAAAGAGUUUUACUACACAGAGUAAUCUUCGAAGACACCAGCGCAUUCACACAGUAGAGAAAACUUAUUACUGCUCAGAGUGUGGACAGAAUUUUAGAGAAAGUAGUGACCUCAGAAAACACCAGCGCAUUCACACAGGAGAAAAACCAUAUUACUGCUCAGAGUGUGGAAAGAGUUUUACUCAACAGAAUAGUCUCCAAAUACACCAGCGCAUUCACACAGGAGAGAAACCGUAUCACUGCUCAGACUGUGGACAGAAUUUUAGUGAAAGUCGGGACCUCAGAAAACACCAGCGCAUUCACACAGGAGAAAAACCAUAUUACUGUUCAGACUGUGGAAAGAGUUUUACUCAACAGGGUAAUCUCCAAAUACACCAGCGCAUUCACACAGGAGAGAAACCGUAUCACUGCUCAGACUGUGGACAGAAUUUUAGACAAAGUAGUAGCCUCAGAAUACAUCAGCGCAUUCACACAGGAGAGAAACCUUAUUACUGCUCAAAGUGUGGAAAGAGUUUUACUACACAGAAUCAUCUCCAAAUACAUCAACGCAUUCACACAGGAGAGAAACCAUAUCACUGCUCAAAAUGUGGGAAGAGUUUUGCUGUACAGGGUAAUCUUCAAAGACACCAGCGCAUUCACACAGGAGAGAAACCGUAUUACUGCUUUGAAUGUGGGAAGACUUUUAGACAAAGUGGUGCCCUCAAGAUUCACCAGCGGAUUCACACUGGAGAGAAACCGUAUCACUGCUCAGAGUGUGGGAAGAGUUUCAUGGAAGGUGAUACCCUAAAGAAACACCAGCACAUUCACACAGGAGAAAAACCAUAUUACUGCUCAGACUGUGGACAGAAUUUUAGAGAAAGUAGUGACCUCCGAAAACACCAGUGCAUUCACACAGGAGAAAAAUCGUGUCACUGCUCAGAGUGUGGGAAGAGUUUCAUGGAAGGUGAUACCCUCAAGAAACACCAGCACAUUCACACAGGAGAGAAACCGUAUCAAUGUUCAGAGUGUGGGAAGAGAUUUAGUCGUCAGAGUCAUCUCCGUUCACACCAGCGCAUUCACACAGGAGAGAAACCAUAUCAAUGUUUAGAGUGUGGGAAGAGUUUUAGCCAACAGAGUCAUCUUCAUUCACACCAGCGCAUUCACACAGGAGAAAAACCAUAUUAUUGCUCAGACUGUGGACAGAAUUUUAGAGAAAGUAGUGACCUCAGAAAACACCAGCGCAUUCACACAGGAGAAAAACCGUAUUACUGCUCAGAGUGUGGGAAGAGAUUUAGUCGACAAAGUCAUCUUCAUUCACACCAGCGCAUUCACACAGGAGAGAAACCGUAUCACUGCUCAGACUGUGGACAGAAUUUUAGAGAAAGUAGCAUCCUCAGAAUACAUCAGCGCAUUCACACAGGAGAGAAACCUUAUUACUGCUCAGAGUGUAGGAAGAAUUUUACUACACAGAAUCAUCUCCAAAUACAUCAACGUAUUCACACGGGAGAGAAACCAUAUCACUGCUCAGAGUGUGGGAAAUGUUUUUCUGUACAGACUAAUCUUGAAAGACACCAGCGCAUUCACAGGGGAGAGAAACCGUAUUACUGCUUUGAAUGUGGGAAGACUUUUAGACAAAGUGAUGCCCUCAAGAUUCACCAGAGGAUUCACGUCUGAAUGAAACUGCAUAUUGGCAAGCACCUGGUUGCAGGGGAACCCUCAUCACCUUGCCGGGCAAGUGGACCCAUCACCCACAAGAUCCAGCAAGUGGGACCAGUGGUGGGAGAUGGCAGGGAGGACCUUGGCGGCAUGGACCCCUGCACCGGAAACUGUCUCUUGGCAUGUGGAGACUAACCUCACUGGGGGAAAGGAGCCAGAGAUUGUGCAGAAGCUUGAAAGGUAACAAGAAGAUAUUGCUGGCCUCAUCUCCACCCACAAUUUCUGCUUUGAAACCAAACUCCUUGACUAGAGGGUGGUCUCUUCUUCAUAGGAGUUGCACAGAGCGAGAGGCACUGGGUGGGUGUAUACUCACAAGUCCCCAGCUGGCUGAUGUGUAGUUGGAACUUGUCCUGAUGGACGAGAUGGUCACCUCAAUAAAAAUUAACAUUGCAAGGAGGAAAACUCUGACUGUGUGUGCCUAAGCACCAAACAACAGUUCAGAGUAUUCAACCUUCUUGGAGCGAGUGGGUAGGUUCUGGAAAUGGCCCCACCUACAGACUCCGUAGUCUAGCUGAGAGACUUCACUGCUAAUGGUUACAAUGACUGGGAAGCCCAGAGGGGGUGAUCGGGAAAAACGGCCUGCUUGCUCUAAACUUGAAUGGUGAAUUGUUAUUGCACUUCUGUGUUAGUCAUGGUUUGUCCAUAAUGAACACCAAGUUAGAACACAAGCACAUUCAUAAUUGUACUUGAUACCAGAGCUCCUUGGAUCACAGGUCAGUGAUUGACUUUGUCUGAAAACACCUGUGAAGAGCUGUUAUUCAUUUCCUCAAUCAGCUCUGUGUUGAGUGAGAAGGGCCAUGAUUGAGACCUUCCGCUGAAUGGCACAGUGAUGAGUUGAGUUUUGCUGUUCUCACUGAUUAAAAGAAAACUGUUCAGUAUUUUUUUUAAUGUUGAGGGAGAGCAUUUUGGUCAGGCUUCAGCUGUAGAAGAGAUUAUCAAGGUCUUAUUGUCUGACUGUGUAUUGAUGCAUAACCUUUUCACAGUAUAUGUAUUUUCUGAGCUUCAUUCCCACAGUUUCUUUUUUCAUACAUUUUACUAGGCAUGAGUUUUUCAACUUAAUGUCUGCAUCACAAAUUGUUGCAUCGUGCAGAAUCAGGAAUAUUUUUAAUGAACUUGCACUUUUAAUUUCCAGCACUUUUAAUUUCCAGCACCGUUCAUUUUCUCUGCACAUCUGUUUCGUUUGUUUUGUUUAACCAUUUUGCUCCAUUAAAUUAAACCCAGAAUAAGACCACAAAAAGCCACAGUAGAUUAUGUGGAUCUUUUCAUAUUAUAUUUUUCAGCUUAAACAGAUAGAUUGUGACUAGUUAGAACACACACAAAAAAAAUCAUAAAUUAAAUAAUAUUCUAUUUUGACUUUUUUUUUUUUUUUUUGGAUUCAGAUCACCUUCAGUUGAGAGUACAAUGAACGCUAUCUUUGCUACUGCUUAUCUUUGUGUCUAUAAAGCUGUAUGUCCAGGCAGAUUGGAAUUCCACUAGUUUAUUCAGGCAUCAUCUACACUGUGUGCAGAAUUAUUAGGCAAAUGAAUAUUUUGAUCACAUCAUCCUUUUUAUACAUGUUGUCCUACUCCAAGCUGUAUAGGCUUGAAAGCCAGCUACCAAUUAAGUAAAUCAGGUGAUGUGCAUCUCUGUAAUGAGAAGGGGUGUGGUCUAAUGACAUCAAAACCCUAUAUAAGGUGUGCUUAAGCAUUAGGCAACUUCCUUUCCUUUGGGAAAAUGGGUCAGAAGAGAGAUUUGACGGACUCUGAAAAGUCAAAAAUUGUGAGAUGUCUUGCAGAGGGAUGCGGCAGUCUUGAAAUUGCCAAACUUUUGAAGCGUGAUCACCGAACAAUCAAGCCUUUCAUGGCAAAUAGCCAACGGGGUCGCAAGAAGCUCAUUGGGAAAAAAAGGCGCAAAAUAAUUGCCCAUGAAUUGAGGAAAAUCAAGCGUGAAGCUGCCAAGAUGCCAUUUGCCAUAUUUCAGAGCUGCAACAUUACUGGAGUAUCAAAAAGCACAAGGUGCGGGAUACUCAGGGACAUGGCCAUGGUAAGGAAGGCUGAAAAACGACCACCUUAUUAAUAAGAAACAUAAGAUAAAGCAUUAAGACUGGGCCAAGAAAUAUCUUAAGACUGAUUUUUCUAAGGUUUUAUGGACUGAUGAAAUGAGAGUGACUCUUGAUGGGCCAGAUGGAUGGGCCCGAGGCUGGAUCAGUAAAGGACAGAGAGCUCCACUCCGACUCAGAUGCCAGCAAGGUGGAGGUGGGGUACUGGAAUGGGCUGGUAUCAUCAUAGAUGAACUUGUGGGACCUUUUUGGGUUGAGGAUGGAGUGAAGCUCAACUCCCAGACCUACUGCCAGUUUCCGGAAGACUCCUUCUUCAAGCAGUGGUACAGGAAGAAGUCGGUAUUGUUCAAGAAAAACAUCAUUUUCAUGCAGGACAAUGCUCCAUCACAUGCAUCCAAAUAUUCCACAGCGUGGCUGGCCAGUAAAGGUAAAUAGUGGUAAAAAAAUAGUGACAUGGCCCCCUUGUUCAUCUGAUCUGAACCCCAUAGAGAACCUGUGGUCCCACAUAAAAUGUGAGAUCUACAGGGAGGGAAAACGGUGCACCUCUCUGAACAGUGUCUGGGAGGCUGUGGUGGCUGCUGCAUGCAAUGUUGAUCGUAAACAGAUCAAGCACCUGUCAGAAUCUAUGGAUCGGAAGGCUUUUGAGUGUCAUCGUAAAGAAAGGUGGCUAUAUUGGUAACUGUUUUGUUUUUGAAUGUCAAAUAUUUAUUUCUAAAUUUUGUGGUGUUAUUUGUUUACCUGGUGAAAAUAAACAAGUGAGAUGGGUAUAUAUUUGGUUAAGCUGCCUAAUAAUUCUGCACAGUAAUAGUUACCUGCACAAACAGAUAUCCUCCGAAGAUAGCCAAAUCUAAAAAAAAAAACCCACUCCAACUUCCGAUAAUAUUAAGCAUUGAUAUAUUUGAGUCUUUUGUGUUGAUUGAGAACAUAGUUGUUGUUCAAUAAUAAACAGAAUCCUCUCAAAUAUAACUUGUCUAAUAAUUCUGCACAUACUGUAGUCGUCGGUUUUUUAAGCUUGAGUAUGACCCAGAGUACCAAGCUUUCACUUCCUUGUCCGGUGCUGCUUUUUGUGUGUUAUAUCUGUCGUUCUCUGUUGGUUUGGAUUUCCCUGUUUUUGAGUCUUUUGGAUCACUGGCUCAUGGAUUUUGCAGAACAUGCUUGUUGAUGGAUGCAUGUACCUUUGCAAUUUGAGUGUUUUUAUCCAGGUUGCAUGGCCACAAAUCAGAUGUGUAUGUGAUCCAGAAUUAAAAAGAAUCUUCCAAAGGCUGACACUAUUGAUUAGGCCUCUCAUUCAUCAAUCCAAGUACAACCUUAAAUGUAAAUAAAAAGUUGUUGCCUGCUUAUUUUAUCCAGGGUUGGCAUGGUGAUUUGUUCUGAGGUGCUGUGCUUAACAAUUGUUGUGGUGUUUUUUUUUUGUUUUUUUUUUUUUAUAUGACGGUCACGUGUAACCAAUGUUUUGUACCUUCUUUGUUCUCUUAACCAGUGAUCUGUAACUCCACUUUUGGGGACUGUAUAACCUCAUGUAAAUGUAGCCUUUCUGGGUUCUUACCUAGAGCUUCUUCCCAGUUGUGACUUUAAAUGGACAUUAGUUUGAUUUAAUUGUGACUCUGUGAUAUGCUGUAGUGUUUAUUAGAGUUGGCCACCACUAUGUAUAUUCUAUAUAUUUUUUGUCUUUUUAUUACUUAAAUUUUGUAAGUUAUUUUAUUUGUCUUGUAGCAGAAAUAGAGUAAGACAAUUACUAUGAGUGAUCAAACAGGAAGCAUGGAACCUUAUUCAUUUUGCUAGGAUUUUUCCUUAUUAUCCAAGCAUGCAAUGUGUAGGACCCUGUUGUUAGAGUUUUUAUUCUUAUUCUUCUUCUUGAAUAAAAUGAAUUACCCAGAUGAAACUAAGUCCUAGAGACACUGGUCAACAGGUAGUAGUCCUGCCCACUAGUCAGGUGCUAGGCAUGAGCCCAAUAGGCCUAAAGGGGGAGCUAUUGCGCAAUGCAAUGUGUUUGGCCCUUUAACUCCUUCCUGAGAUUGUUGACGGACUAGACACAUAUUUUUCCUGAUUCCUUGGGUCCAACAAAACAACUUUGUAAUUUGGACCAUUUAGCUCUGCCUACUUAGAUUUUGAACUAAUUUACAUAAUAUGCACAAACUACUUUUGUUAACUAGUCCUACAGUUUUCACCCUGUCCUCAUGGAUUUGGUGUCAAGAAAUUCAGCAUAGCCUGAAACUCAAAAAUUAUUCAGCACAUUUUUAAUUUUAUAAACAAUAUGGCUGCCAUAUGCAAAUUAAUCCUUCGAGAAAAAUCUAAAUAAUUCUUAUUUAAUUGAAAAAUCUGUCACUUGAGAAUCCUUCACCCAAAUAAUUUGGAACUUGAUGGGUGUAUUCCAAAUGAGACUGUGAGGAAGUUACUGCGCAUAGGGUGUUAGGGGGCACUGUAAAUGCUACAUAGCUAUUUCUCAGCAUCCGUACAUCUGAUCAAGUUGAAACUUUGUAAGUAGCGUCUACUGGUAAGACUAUUAGUGGGUCUUUAGGAACACUUCGAUAUACUGAAAUUUAUGGCUGCCAUCAGCCAAUAAGCUUUCAGCAGCCUUUUGAUAGGCUUACGAUUGGCCAGUCAUCAUGAUACUUGAUACCUGUCUCUAUAUCGACACCUAACAAAAAUGUAUGGCCGCUUGGGGAUGCUAUUAAAGAAAACCAAGAGUGUCUUAUACAGAUUUUUACUUUUGGUCAAAUAAUAACUUCAUGCCCUCAUGCAGUGCAGUGUACUAAACACUUUUGUCAUUAUAAUUCCAUAAAAAAUGCAGUGUUUUUUUCAAUCAUUAUCUGUUUGUGGUGGUUGGUUAGUGUAGUGGUUAACACCUCUGCCUUCUACACUGUAGACUGGGGUUCAUUCCCCCACCAGGGGAAAGCAACCUACACUAUUCCAAUAAGAGUCCUUUGGGCAGCACCACCUCAGCCUACCUGUGUAAAAAAAAUGAUCAAAAAAAUUCUAAGUCGCUUUGAAUAAGAGCGUCAGCCAAAUGCUGUAAAUGUAACAUGUUUGAAAAUAGCACUUUUCAAACUAGUUUAUGGAAUUUGAAUCGAACUUCUCAAAACUGGUCUAGAAAUACUCUAGCCUCGCUAGGUAAAUAAUUAUCCAGCACAUUUAAAUUUUUUUACGCAUUGUGGCCCUGGCAUUGCUAGCUUACAUUGCUAUAGCUCAUCAGUCAUUGGUCUGAUCAUCUCAAAAUUAUAAAGAUAUCUAUAAAUUGAAACUCUGAUAUGGCUUGCAAAAGUUGAUGCUGAUUGGCCUGUAGGGGUAACUUUAACACCCAAAAACACCUAGAAUCUUUACAAAUGUUAUUUCAAUGAUUCUCCAAAGCCUAUAGAUAAAUAAGGAAUGUCAUUGGAUUCAGUUCACUGAUCUGAAUAACUUUGUAAUUACACAUUAUGUUAUAAAUUGGACAUCUUCUCUGGUAUUUUGAAUGUUUUAUUUAAAUUACUACAGCUUAUUAUACCAAGGUCAAAAGGUCAACCUGAAUAAAACUAGGUGAACAUCUUUGAUGGAGGUCCCUGAUCAAUUUUAAUAACGUGGAGACCUUUGGCCCCAUUCUGACCCACUUUCACUGAGGUCUUUUGGCUAAAAGGGCCAAUUAUGUAUGCCUUGGGUCUCAUUAUGUCAUGCUUAUCAAAGCUUAUAACAUGGAGAAAAAAAUACUUUGCAAACACAACAAAGACAAAAAAUUUACCAUUGUUCAUCUAUUUUUUCAAACCUUCGUAAAUUGAAAUGUAAACAAAUUGCUCAUGACAAUUAAAGGCCUGUUGUUGAA
Molecule: messenger RNA, 8689 nt
Organism: Pygocentrus nattereri (red-bellied piranha)
Lineage: Eukaryota; Metazoa; Chordata; Actinopteri; Characiformes; Serrasalmidae
Product: zinc finger protein 850-like
Exons: 2
Coding region: 249-2813 (854 amino acids)
Biological process (GO): negative regulation of transcription by RNA polymerase II; regulation of immune system process; regulation of cytokine production
Source: RefSeq, a predicted model, not a curated record